AUGGCAAAGUUGAAGGUCCUCAUCUGCGGCGCAGGCAUUGCCGGCAAUGCCCUUGCUUUCUGGCUUUCAAAAAUGGGCCACGACAUUACGGUUAUUGAGCGCUUCCCAGUCUUGCGCGCCACGGGCCUGCAGACCGAUCUGCGGGGGCAUGGUAUCGAGGUCAUGCGACGAAUGGGUCUCGAGGAAUUGUUCCGCGCGAAAUCGGUUAAAGAGCAAGGCUUGGAAGUUGUCGACCGCUCCGGCAGGCGAAGGGCCUAUUUCCCGGCGAACAGGUCAGGCAAAGGGAUACAGAACUUCACCACCGACUUUGAGAUAAUGAGGGGAGACUUAUGUCGGCUUUUGUACGGCGCCACGGUGGAUCGUGUCAAGUACAUCUUCGGGACGAGUCUCGAAAGUGUCAACGACAACGACGGCUUUGUCGAAGCAGUCUUUUCAGAUGGUCGAAAGGAAACUUUCGAUUUCAUAGUCGGUGCUGACGGCCAGGGAUCGCGCACUCGCAGGUUGAUCCUCGACCCUGACGCUGCGGACCCUUUCCAUCCCCUCGGAGUCUAUAUAGCGUAUUUCACGCUCCCUCGACCCAUCGGAGGGGAUGACUACCUUGCCUCUGUAUAUAUCGCUUCUCAAAGGCGGUUUGUGGGCAUUCGCAGGCAUAAUACACGCGAGAUCCAGGUAUACCUCGCCUGCAAGCCGGAUUCGUGCAAGCCCAAUUCGGACCGCCUGAAGAAUGCCCAGAAGGGUGACGUUGUGGAAGAAAAGUCUGGUUUUGCGGAGAUAUUCCAGAGCGCAGGGUGGCAAGCGGACGACAUCAUCAAGUCACUGGAGCAUGCUGAUGACUUUUACUGCGAGCGACUGGGACUAGUCAAGUUGGACUGUUGGUCCCGCGGCCGGGUGGUUCUCCUGGGAGAUGCAGCAUUUUGCCCGUCGGCAACCACUGGAAUGGGCACCACUUGA
Aspergillus thermomutatus is the source of this 951-nucleotide messenger RNA. RefSeq lists its product as uncharacterized. NCBI's taxonomy places the organism in Eukaryota, Fungi, Ascomycota, Eurotiomycetes, Eurotiales, Aspergillaceae. The record is from RefSeq and is a predicted model, not a curated record. The transcript has a single exon. Gene Ontology annotation, molecular function: FAD binding. Bases 1 to 951 code for a protein of 316 amino acids.